This is a messenger RNA of Pipistrellus kuhlii (Kuhl's pipistrelle), 3146 nucleotides long. RefSeq names its product caveolae associated protein 2 (gene CAVIN2). The record is from RefSeq and is a predicted model, not a curated record. Gene Ontology annotation, cellular component: caveola; cytoplasm. The transcript is spliced from 2 exons. Bases 310 to 1554 code for a protein of 414 amino acids. Gene Ontology annotation, molecular function: protein kinase C binding. Lineage: Eukaryota; Metazoa; Chordata; Mammalia; Chiroptera; Vespertilionidae.
UCCGGAAAGAGACGCUGGCCCUGCAGGAAAGUGCCCCACGCCCAGGGGACGCGCAAGGAAGUGUGUGAUCCCUCUGAGCCCCGAGUGGCUCUCCUCUGACCUUCGCCUCCCGCUGGGUGGAGCCGGGCUUUUAAGAGCCUCAGGGUGCAGGCCCCGGUCAGUGUAGCCGGUGCUGGCCUGUCUGAACCUCUCCAGGCUGCAGAGCCAGGCUCUGAGCUCCAAGCGGCCCGCCUAGCUCUGCGCCCCUCGCCACCGUCCUUCCCGGAGCAAGAAGAGGGAUCCCGGCCCUGGCCACCUGCCCGCCUGACCAUGGGGGAGGACGCUGCCCACUCCGACAAGUCCCAGGGCUCUGAGCUGCGGCCCGAGAAGCCAGCCAGCCCCAGCCCGGCGCCCUCCUCCACACCCAGCCCCAGCCUGCACCUGGGCAGCACGGAAGAGGCGGCCCGGGACCAGGUGAACGCGGUGACGGUGCUCACGCUGCUGGACAAGCUGGUGAAGAUGAUGGACGUGGUGCAGGAGAACCAGCACAAGAUGGAGCAGCGGCAGAUCAGCCUGGAGGGCUCAGUGAAGGGCAUCCAGAACGACCUGACCAAGCUCUCUAAGUAUCAGGCCUCCACGGGCAGCACGGUGAGCAAGCUGCUGGACAAGUCCCGCAAGGUGAGCGCGCACACGCGCGCUGUCCGCGAGCGCCUGGAGCGGCAGUGCGCGCAGGUGAAGCGGCUGGAGAGCAACCACGCACAGCUCCUGCGCCGCAACCAUUUCAAAGUGCUCAUCUUCCAGGAAGAGCACGAGAUCCCCGCCAGCGUGUUUGCCAAAGAGCCCGUGUCCAGCCCCAACGAAGGGAAGGAGGAAGUUGCAGACGAGAACAAGUCUUUGGAGGAAACCUUGCACACAGUGGACCUCUCGUCGGAGGACGAGUUGGCCCACGGUGAGGAGGCCCUGGAAGACAGCGCAGAGGAAAGCCUGGGAGAGAGCAGAGCCGAGAAGAUCAAAAGGUCCAGCCUCCGGAAGGUGGACAGCAUCAAGAAGGCCUUCUCUCGCCAGAACAUCGAGAAGCAGAUGAACAAGCUGGGGACAAAGAUCGUGUCUGUGGAGAGGAGGGAGAAGAUCAAGAAAUCAUUCGCUUCCAACCACGAGAAAACAUCCUCCGGGAAAAGCUCCCCCUUCAAGGUCUCCCCUCUCACUUUCGGGCGCAAGAAAGUCCGAGAGCUGGAAAGCGCUGGGGAGAACGAGGCCAAGUCUGAAGACGUGCCCAACGACCAUGACCACGAGGGGAGCUCACUGGCCGAGGGUCUCUCCCAAGCAUCCUUCUCCAGCGUCCUGGCUGAAGGGAAGGGGGCCGAGGGAGAGAGUGGGAGGGCAGCCUCACGAGGGAGUAACUCUGGCAUGGACAGCAACGUGGACUUGACCAUGGAGGUAGAUGAGGAGUCGUUGGUGGCCCGGGAACAGGCACAGAAGGUGCGCUAUGAGGACGGCUACAACUCCACGGAGGCAGAGCGGUCAGAAGAGGAGGCCGCCCAGCCCCCGGUGCUGCAGGUGGGCCACACGGCCUGAGCAGGAGGCCCACUGGGCCAGCGGCGCCUGCAGGCAGGUGGGGAGCCUAGAACACGUGUCCACACGUCUUUAGUGCUACCCACUCACUACUGUGUUGUUGUCCAUGUAGCAGCACACACAUGACCAAGAUCCACUAUGAAGGCAGCCUGUCGGGGGCUCCAUUUCUAAUUUGCUCCUAGGUCCUGUUCCUGUAGGAUUUCUCCAAGAUUGCCCCGAAGAAAUGAAGCAGUUGAAAAACAUAGAUCAGUUUAGCUUAGAUUAACCAGAGCCUACUGAAGACACUGGUCAUGAAGGCUGAUUGAUUUGGGUCAUUCCAUAAGCUUGCUGCAGAGCAUACCAGCAGCAGAUGGAAUUUCCCAGAACUCCGUGCACCUGUGAGCUAUUUUUCAGGUGUGUGAUGUAUGAUAUACAUGUGUGUUUAAGCUAAAGGGUAACUGCUUUUAAGGAAAAAAAAAGAAAAGAAAACACGUUUUCUAAAAGGUAACAGAAAAAGUUUGGUUGACCAUCCACUUAAUAGAAACCAUUGUUUUCUUGAAAAUAAAAUAAAAACUGCAAUUUUUAGCUAAAGAAGUAAGACAUGUAGGAAAUCAGGACUAUUAGAAAAAGAAAACUAAGAAAGAGAUGUGGGAAAAUAGGAAAAACAGGAACAAAGAAUGCCAAAGAAAAUGAAGACAAAAAGAGAAAAAAAAGUAUGUGCUUAGAAGUAGAAUAUUUACUAUCUAAAUUUAAUAUUUUGCUCUUUAUAACAAUACUAAAGAAGUUCUUAUAUCUGGAAUAAUGUUAUAUUUUCACAAUAUUUUUAUUUUCUAACAUUUUCAAAUAAUAUAAAGAUAUUUUACUGUGUUCAAGGUGUAUUUUUUCUUAAUAUAUAAAAGACAUUAGAAAUAUCCCUCCAAAGAAACUCAAAAGGAUGUUGUCUCUUUAACACUGGGGAUGAAUAUAAACAUUCAAAAUUAAUUAAUGCAUACUGCUUUUUCUAGGAAGUUGGAUCAUACUAGUCUUUAAUGUAAUGUUUUCCAAAUUUGAGCUUGCACUCAAAAUGUAAUGUUGGUUUAUAGGGUAUUAAAAUUAACAGGUUUGGGAAAGGGAGGGCUUCUGUUUGUCCUUUUUUUUUUUUUUAGACAUAAUGAUAAUUUCCAGGUCAUAUUUUAUUUAUGUCAAUUUCACAUCAUUUUAGUAUGUUUAUUACCUUUUUAAAGCACACUAGUAUUUAUGUAGAUAUGCACAUAUAGUCAGAUAAGGUAAUUUUUACUACUGCCUAACAUUAUACUAAAAUGUUGCUUUAUCUAUUUUUAAUUACUGAAUGCUAAUGUUUUGAGAAUACUAUGAAACUAUAGUUUGAAGACAGGUAGCAGGGAGCAGAUCCCUGCCUUUAGAUUUCGCCCCUCACUAUAGGUAGCUUUACAACUGUAGCUAAUCCAACACAGUAUUAACAAACUGCUUUGUCUUAUAAAAGAGAUAUGUUUAACAAAUGUAUUGAUGGCAUAACCUAUACAGCUAUCCUUGUUUUUGCAAUCAUGUACCCCACGUAUUUGAUGGUUGAACAACAAAGGCUAUAUUAAAGAAGACUAAAUAAACCAAAAAUGAAAAGU